Molecule: messenger RNA, 2565 nt
Organism: Cataglyphis hispanica
Lineage: Eukaryota; Metazoa; Arthropoda; Insecta; Hymenoptera; Formicidae
Product: disks large-associated protein 5-like
Exons: 4
Coding region: 115-2094 (659 amino acids)
Biological process (GO): signaling
Source: RefSeq, a predicted model, not a curated record
UCUAAGUAGCUAGGUCGAACACAUUUGUAAACAUUCACGAAACAUUCCUUUCAUAUAAUCGCUGAACCAUUGUGUAUAUUCCAUUUCGAUAGAAAAAUUUCGGAAAAAGAACAAAUGUCGGACCUUAAGAACCAAUAUAAAAAGCCGCCGUCCACUUUCGGUAACGUGAAAAAAAUUAAAAGUGAUUUAGCUCGCAAGCAACAAAUAAAAAGUAAAAAAAGAAGAACAAAAGAGUUUGAAGAAAAUCGCGAAAAGAAAGAUCUGUCGCAUUCUUCUACUAAUUCGCAGAAAGAUAAAACUAAAAGAAAGUUAGAGUGGAAAAUAAAUCAAGAUAAAUCAUCGUCUUCUACGAAUUCGCAGAAAAAUUCGGAGAAAGAUGAAAGUAAAAAAAAGUUAUUAGAAUGGAAAGUAGAGCGAGAGAAAAAAAAGAAGGAGCAAGAAAAGCAAAAAAAGCCUCCUUUUAUUGUCGGAAUUGUUCGUCAUAAUUUUUAUUCUCCGAUAGCGGCUAUUAACAACUCAAUUGCAAUUACAAAAAAGAAAACAAAUGUACAAGCGCAGGAGAAAUCUAAAUCAAAAGAAGAUUACAAAUUUAAUCAAAAGAAGAUUACAAAAGCCACGGAGAAGAGAAGAGCAAAUAGAGAGCAAAUCGAGAAACAGAAAGCGGCUAAAAUUUCGAACGCAAAAAAGUCUCUUGCAAAUGAUAAUUGCGUCGAUAUCAAUAAACAGAAGUCAUUUGCUCCACUUAAUCACAAGUUUAAUCCUCCCGCUAACAUCUGUGUAUCCUUAUUUGGAGAAGUGUGCGUAGAAGACAACCUUACAAAUGAAAAUAAUAUGUCUGCACAUAAUAAUUCAACAAAUGCCAUUCCAGUUUCAUCAUCUAAUGAGUUUCCAACAAAAGAUGCUACAAUAGAGAAAUCUGACAUGCCAAUAGAAGAGAAGGAAUAUACAGUCGAGUACUUUAAACAUCUAUAUUACAAAGAGGAGGAUAGGCUUCAAAAACAUUGCAAAUAUUGGAAGGAAAUACAAUCGAAAAAUGACAUUACGGAAGAUAUUCGGUGUCAUAUUAAUCAAGCAAUAGGACAAACAACUUUGUUAAUCGAUAAGAAGUUUAAACGAUUUAAUAGAUUAAUACUAAUUUGCGAAAAAGGUAACACUACCACGCCUAUGGUAACAUGUACAGAUUUGCAUGGAUUUUGGGAUGUGAUGUACAUAGAUGUGAAGGAUUGUGAUUCGCGUUUUGAAAAAUUGAAAGAGCUUCAAGCUAGAAAUUGGCAAGAAGAGAAAUCAUUUUAUACAAACCCCGCUACAAAAGAGAUAAAUGUUAAAAAGCAAAAUGUAUCACGAAGUUCAUUGCAAGCAUCGAUUUCAUCCGAUAAGACAAGAAAGAUGAUAAAAAUGCAAGAUAAUGAGAAAGAUCCGCAGCAGAUUUUACUUCAGCCGAUCUCUACUAGAAUAAAUAAUGAAUUUUUCACUCCUAUAAAUGAUAAGGGGACAGUAGAGAUUAUUGAUAAUAGUUGUAAUGUAACGCGUCGUAAAUGUUGUAAAGAUUUGCUUAAAAUAUAUGCACAUCCUAUAUAUACAUCAACUCCACUUAACGGCGAUAAAUCUAACAAUAUAAAUGCUUCGCUUGUAACGAUGAAAAUAAAUCAAUUGUACAACAAAUUUACAAUGCAGACGGAUGAUCAUACAAAUAUAUCGCUUGAAGAAACAUCUAGAAAAAGCAUAAUGGAAAAAUUGGAAAAGCCGAGGCAAGGUUUAACACAAAAAUCAGCACGUGAUGCUAGCAAUAAUCUCACCCUGAAAAAACAAUCCGAUUUGGAAAUUAGUCAAAAUUCACAAGUUUUAUUAAAGAAAAUAAACAAUUUUGAACUUGAAAAACUAAAAGUUCCUGACACAAGCGAGCGUAAUCUUGUUGAAAGAAAAACAGAUAAUACAACUGAUAGUUCUCUUAUUAGUUCUUUCUCUACUCUGAUUGAAAAGACAAUGGAAGAUAAAAAUGAGACGCUUAAAUGGGUCCCAUGUAAUAAUGAUUUAAUCGAAACUCCUGUCUCUAGUGGAAUAAAAGACAAAAGGUCUCUCAAGGAACGAAGUUAAAUAAAGCUUUAAGAAUAAAAUCGCUUAAAAGUUCAAGGCGUUGGAUUAUAAAAAAAUAAAUGAAAUUUUAAAAUUAAAAUUCCAAUUUAAAAUUUUUUAAUUUUAAUUUUAAAAUUUCAAUUUUUCUGGAUUACAUGAAAACUAUUUUCAAUAAUCUCUAUAGCUGUCUUAUUACUCAUAGAAGGAAUUUUGCAAUUAUUAUUCAUAUUCAUGAUCUGUUGCGGAACUUCUUUGUUAUUUGAAUUUUGAUUUUCUUUUCAUCUUAUUUUAUUCUUAUUAUUAGCUAAAAAAUUUUAAAAUUAUUAGACAAAAAAUUUUAAAAUUAAAAUUUCGAUUUUUCUGCAAAAUUUAAAAAUACCAUCUGUAAAUUGAAAUGUAAAUUUAAAUAUAAAUUAUUUUUUAUUUAAAAUACCUUUAUAUAUAAUAUUUUUUAUGUAUUAUUUAAAAUAAAUCUUAAGUCUUACUUGCAAA